AUGUACGUGGUUAUAAACAUCGAUCCGGGUAGUACACUCAACGAGUUGAUGGCCUUCAUGACUCAGAAGACGAUCACGUUCUCAGUCACCGAUCAGCUUUCGAGGCUGUGUGAUCGAAGUGGUGAGAUCAUUUUAACAUUGAAAAAUAAUGAUUCGAACUUUUGUGGUUGUAAAAAGUUAUGCUUUCUCUACGGAAGUUUAACGAUGUAGGCCAGCUAAAGGAAAAUGAUCAUAACUCUUUGAUUACAAACUGAAAUCCUACUAGAUUGCUGAAGAAAUAUCGAUUAAUUGUGACUUUGGCCCCUUCUCCAUUUGAAACACUUAAAUCUUAGGAAAUAAGAGGGGUGGGGGGAGUACUGUAUUGAAAGAAACAUUUAGGACAUUGAGUGACAAAUAAAAGUGCACAAAACAAAACAAAAUCGUACAAUUUUCUGCUUUACAGUAAACGAAAAGAAGCGCGAGGCGGGCACGCAGACAGAAGACAGCUCUCUGCUCGAUGCGCCACCGAGCAAGAAGCCACGGGUGUACAACGGCGAGGAUUACGGUUCUCCGUGCUCUUCGGCCACGCCUUCCGAGCCCAACGACCUGGCGAUGUUCUCUGUUGCGAAGGUGAACGGAAACGGCUCCAAUGGAAGUGGAAAUGAUGCAUCCACCAACGGACACGCUUUGAAUUGGGUCGCAGAGCCGGCAGUGCUUCGAGGAUUAAUCAAGAAUGAAAUGAUGGCGAGUACGGUGAAGGAGGAGCCGGAAGAAGCGUCGGUGGAGGACGAAAUGAGCACGGAAUAUAUGCAGAAUCAGCUGAUCCAAGCGCUUUUUCCGCCGAAAAACGGAGAGACAUUCGGGACACUGGAGGACAAUGAGAGUUUGGAAGGGGAGAGUGCGGCGGCGAACGGCGAUCUUUCUUCGGGAACAUUUCCGAUGGAUGGCUCUCCAGUCUCGGCGAUCCGCUACAAACCAGCGUACGCUUCGACGAAACGAGGAGUUUGCCACGUGUGCAAUCGCGAAGUUUCGUUGAUUACCACACAUCGGAGGCGGCACGCAAUCACGCAUUUGGGAUUCAAAACGUAACGGCUUCUUCUAUUGGUGUGAAAUUCCGAAAAUCGAGACUUUUCCAGACUAAAAUGCGCCCUCUGCUACAAGUUCUUCAGUCGUCAGGACCUCGCAACGGGCCAUUUCAAGAAGGAUCAUCCGACCGAGGAAUUCACUCCGUUCGUCGACACAAUGUAGGUUUUGCUAGGGUUUCCCCUCCGAGAAACUAGACAAUUUAUAAAUUGCAGGUCGGCGGAAGACGAGAGACAGCUCGUCAUCAUGAUGGGAUUGUGCUUUCCGGAAGAGCACGCGCCCCGAAAACGAGGAAAAGAGGGAGAGGCCGGAGGCGGAGCACCGACGGGAAAGAAGCUGAAGGAGCAGCAGAGGGCCGAGUAG
Messenger RNA from Caenorhabditis sp. 36 PRJEB53466, 1425 nucleotides. NCBI's taxonomy places the organism in Eukaryota, Metazoa, Nematoda, Chromadorea, Rhabditida, Rhabditidae. The record is from the annotation of a GenBank genome assembly.